AUGCCAGCUCCAGCAAGCUUUAGUAACUACAUCGACACGCACGCAGAUACUAUCAGCAGCGAUGCUCGUCGGCGCCAGGACGUCAUUAUGAUGGGAAACUGGUUGAACGGCCAGUUGAACGAGCUUGGUGUCGAGACCAAACUCAUGGAUCUCGGCACGCACGAGAUGCAGGGGCAGACGCUGCAGCUCCCCCCGGCCAUCAUCGGACGCCUGGGGAGCGAUCCUGCGAAGAAGACAGUGCUGAUAUAUGGACAUUACGACGUGCAGCCUGCGCUGAAGACGGACGGCUGGAAGACGGACCCGUUCACGCUUGUGGUGGAUGAAGACUCGGGUCGCUUGAUCGGUCGUGGCUCGACAGAUGAUAAGGGCCCUAUUUUGGGCUGGUUGAAUGUCAUAGAGGCACAUAAGAACUUGGGGAUUGCGAUGCCUGUGAAUGUGCGAUUUUGCUUUGAGGGUAUGGAGGAGAAUGGGAGUGAGGGGCUGGAUGAGUGUAUCCAGGAGGAGGUGAAGAAGGGGAAGGACGGGUGGUUUGACGGGGUUGAUUGCGUGUGCAUCAGCGACAACUACUGGCUGAACACCCGAACGCCUGCAUUGACGUAUGGGCUGCGUGGUAUUGCGUAUUUCAGCAUCAAUGUUACUGGGCCUGGUCAAGAUCUCCAUUCAGGGUUAUUUGGGAGGACGGUGCACGAGCCCAUGACAGAUUUGAUCAAGCUCAUGAGCAAGCUUGUGGAUCAUAAUGGCGAUAUUCUGAUACCUGGCAUCGACGACAUGGUCCCACCCCACGAUGAGGAGGAAUUGCGCCUUUACCAGAAGAUGGACUAUACGACGGAAGAUAUUGAGGAGGCUGCUGGUGGAAAGGAAAAAAAGACUGUCGUGCUAAUGGGCCGGAUGCGUCAGCCAUCCCUGUCCCUCCACGGCAUUCAGGGGGCAUUCUCAGAGGUCGGUGCUAAAACUGUCAUCCCUGCCAAAAUUGGCGGGAAGUUCAGUAUUCGCCUUGUUCCCCCGCAAACUCCGGAGAAGAUCGUACCCCUUGUCAAUGCAUACCUUGAAGCCGAGUUUGCAAAGUUCAACAGCAAGAACAAGAUGGAGGUAGAGUAUCUACACGGCGGUAAACCUUGGGUUGCAGACGUCAGGCACUGGAACUUUGAAGCUGCAAAGAAGGCUAUCGAGGCUGUGUAUAAGAAAACACCAGACUACACGCGCGAGGGAGGCUCGAUCCCCGUGACGCUGACAUUUGCGGAGAGCCUGGGCGUAAACGUAUUAUUGCUGCCUAUGGGCAGAGCAGAUGACGGAGCUCACUCGACCAACGAGAAGCUGGACCGAUCGAAUUUCAUUGAAGGGACGAAGGUCCUGGGUACCUACUUGUACGAGGUUGGUGCUGCUGCAUGA
Molecule: messenger RNA, 1389 nt
Organism: Suillus subaureus
Lineage: Eukaryota; Fungi; Basidiomycota; Agaricomycetes; Boletales; Suillaceae
Exons: 10
Coding region: 1-1389 (462 amino acids)
Biological process (GO): proteolysis
Molecular function (GO): peptidase activity
Source: RefSeq, a predicted model, not a curated record